Morus notabilis is the source of this 1795-nucleotide messenger RNA. Its product is annotated as pentatricopeptide repeat-containing protein At2g13420, mitochondrial. The record is from RefSeq and is a predicted model, not a curated record. Bases 109 to 1731 code for a protein of 540 amino acids. Gene Ontology annotation, molecular function: protein binding. The transcript has a single exon. Lineage: Eukaryota; Viridiplantae; Streptophyta; Magnoliopsida; Rosales; Moraceae.
GUUCGUGAAAAAGCAGAAACAAAAACGAGGGAGUUAAAAACGAAACUCUGAAACUCCACUUCAGUUCAUACUACCAAUACCACGAGACAAGUUUCACCCGGAAAAAACAUGGCCAAACUUCUUUUUACAAGCAAACAUCUCGGAUCCGCUUUCUCUCAUCUCAACCCCCAAAGCGCCGCCGUCGCGGCCGUCACCUCUCGCCGCCUCCUCUGCUCUUUCUCUCCUUCCGACUCACAAAACGACGUCGUUUCUUCCGUCUCUCCCAACCACAACCACCACCUCCCAUCUCUAGAGCCUUCAAACGACGCCGAUUCGAUCUCCGAAAUCCUCGUCCGCCACCACAACCCUUUCCACGCCAUGGAAUCCUCUCUCCAGCUCCACGGCCUUUCUCUCUCCUCUCACCUCCUCCACCAAACCCUCCUCCGCCUCAAACACUCUUCCAAGAUUGCCCUCGCCUUUUUCCAGUAUUCCAAGUCUCUCCCUCUCCCUCCCCUCACUACCACGUCGUAUAAUAUCCUCAUCGACGUCCUCGCCAAGGUCCGCCAAUUCGACGUCGUUUGGCAGCUGAUUGUGGAAAUGGACCGGUCGACCGGAGUGAAACCCGAUUCCGACACGUUCCUCAUCCUCAUUCGCCGCCUGAUCGCCGCCGGUUUGACCCGUCAGGCCGUCCGGGCGUUCGACGAUGUCGAGGCCUUUGUCGGGACAAGACCGACGUCGGAGGAUUUCCUUUUCUUGCUCGACACGUUAUGUAAGUACGGAUAUGUGAGACAGGCCGUUGAGGUUUUCAACAAGAGGAGAAAUGGGUUUGUUGUGGAUGUGAAGAUAUACACUGCUUUGAUGUGCGGGUGGUGCAAGAUCGGGCGGGUUGAGACGGCGAAGAAAUUUUUGAACGAGAUGGUGGAGAGAGGAAUCGAGCCCAAUGUCGUUACGUACAAUGUUUUGUUGAAUGGGGUUUGCAGGAAGGCGAGUUUGCACCCGGAGGAGAGGUUCGAGAAGACAAUAAGGAAUGCGGAGAAGGUGUUUGAUGAAAUGCGUGAGAGAGGGAUUGAGCCCGACGCAACGACUUUUUCGAUCGUGCUUCAUGUUUAUAGCCGGGCUCAUAAGCCCGACAUGUCGGUUGAGAAGCUGAGGGAGAUGAGGGAGAAGGGGGUGUCGCCGACAGUGGCGACGUACACGUCGGUCGUCAAGUGUUUGUGUUCAUGUGGGCGGCUUGAGGAUGCGGAGGAAUUGCUUGAUCAGAUGGUUAGAGACGGGAUUAGUCCUUGUGUGGAGACUUAUAACUGUUUCUUUAAGGAGUAUAGAGGAAGAAAAGAUGUGGACGGUGCUUUGAAGUUGUAUAGGAAGAUGAAGGAUGAAGGUUCGUGCAUGCUUGGCAUGCACACGUACCACAUAUUGCUUGGGAUGUUCUUGAAGCAGAAUCGUUUGGAGAUUGCGAGAGAAAUUUGGGAUGACAUGAAGGAGAGUGGAAGCGGGUUGGAUUUGGAUUCGUAUACGAUGAUGGUUCACGGGUUGUGCGAGAAAGAGAAGUGGAGAGAGGCUUGUCAAUUCUUUGUGGAGAUGAUAGAGAAGGGAUUUCUUCCUCAGACGGUCACUUUCGAGACCCUCUAUAGAGGGCUAAUACAGUCUGAUAAGUUGAGGACUUGGAGGAGGUUGAAGAAGAGACUGGAUCAGGAGUCUAUUACUUUUGGUUUAGAGUUCCAAAGUUACGAACUUAACCCUUACAAGAGAUAGAUAGUAAGGAAUUAAGAAAGAGUUAAAAGUGUACACAUUUUUUUGAAGUGCAAAGCAACCUGUG